CAACUUUAUCUUCGAAGACUAAUUUCGAGAUCCUCGAACCUUAAAUGCUCCACUGCCAGGGCUCAUUCUCUCAUUUCAUAGUCGCGGAGGUCGAAUUCUAUUGACACGGUACCUACUGGAAGCGUUCGAAACUCGAAACUGCACAACUGCGCAACUGUAAGAUCGGGAGAGGGGACACCGUGUGCCAUUGUUCGAACGACCAGGAUACGAGGAAACAUCAGCUUUUCCCCGGUCCUGCCAUCGCGACUGCGAGCUUGGGAAACUUUCAAGACGGGACGGGACUCGUAUUCUUGGCAGUCUCCUGACAACGAUAAUCGGGGCGCCGGAAGGCCUGCUGAUUCAACUCCUCAGCCAUGCAUCUGGCCAUGCCCGCGAGGAAAUCCUCGAAUCCCCCUCCAUAUGCGACUCGAUCGACACGGUUUCCGAUGUUGCGCAGAAGUCGGGUACAGGCGAUAGUUCUUUGCGCGUGUGCUGUUGGGGCAGUGAUAUUCAUUCUCUCACAGAUUGUGGGCGGUUCAGAACGAAUUCCAUCAGGGACGCCGCCGGUGGUUGUGGUGACGGUGUUAGAUCCGGACGGCUAUAGCAAAGACUAUAUAAACAACAUCAAGGAGAAUAGGAUGGAGUAUGCGAAGAAGCAUGGGUACGCAACGUUUUUUCCAACCGUUACGGACUACGAUUUGAAUGGAUCUCCAAAUUCUUGGGCUCGAGUUCCUGCCAUUCGACAUGCCCUCACCAAGUUCCCUCACAGCACUUAUAUGUGGUAUCUGGACCAGAACUCGUUGAUCAUGAACCCGGAAUUGACAGUAGAGGGACACAUAAUGAAUCCAAAGCGAUUAGAAGGUCUGAUGAUCAGAGAUCAGUCAAUCGUACCACCCGACAGUGUUAUCAAGACAUUCGGACAUCUGAAAGGGAAUCAAGUCGAUUUCGUCCUCACUCAGGAUAAAGAUGGGUUGGCGCAAGGGAGCUUCAUCAUCCGGAGAGGAGAAUGGAGUAAAUUCUUCUUAGACACCUGGUUCGACCCAUUAUACCGAUCCUACAGUUUUCAGAAGGCAGAUACUCAUGCCCUGGAACAUAUCGUCCAAUGGCAUCCGACAAUUCUAUCGAAACUCGGGCUCAUCCCUCAGCGGAUCAUGAAUGCGUACAGCAAAGAAGACGCUGCUGGCGAUGGAAUAUACAAGGAUGGAGACCUUGUCAUACGAUUCGCAGGGUGUGAUAAAGGUGGGCGAGAUUGUGCUGCAGAGGCAGAGCCGUUCUCAAAGCAGUGGAAGACGGCAUUCCGUGUUCAAUGAUGACUUGUUCACCCUUUACAUACCCCAAAUUUACGCAUGAAGCAGGGUCCCAUGACCCUGAUGAUCUACGACGAGCCAAUGGGAAAGAUGAAAGAGCGGAGUUUCGGAGUAUGAAGCGAUAUGAAGAUGAACCUGUGUCUGUUAUCUUGCAUCAGCAUCUGCAUGAGGAAGGGUAUCCUCUAGAAAUGGCGUUUAGGGAACUGGAUAGAGCAAGCCUUGCUCUCCUGUACGUUACAUCACAUACCCUGUUUGAGUGUGAGGAGAUGGACAAAUUCGGGCUCACCGAGAGCCAAGUUAAUGCUCGCAUCGUACUAGAUAGCUUAGAGUAGUAAUGGACGUCAAGCAGCGGUUCGAAUGUCUUAACAUUGUCUCUUCUGGAUGCUCUAAGGCAAGGCUGAGAAAGUGCCGUCCGG
Hyaloscypha bicolor E is the source of this 1702-nucleotide messenger RNA. RefSeq names its product glycosyltransferase family 34 protein. Gene Ontology annotation, molecular function: alpha-1,6-mannosyltransferase activity. Gene Ontology annotation, biological process: protein N-linked glycosylation. Gene Ontology annotation, cellular component: mannan polymerase complex; Golgi membrane. NCBI's taxonomy places the organism in Eukaryota, Fungi, Ascomycota, Leotiomycetes, Helotiales, Hyaloscyphaceae. The transcript has 3 exons. The record is from RefSeq and is a predicted model, not a curated record. Bases 354 to 1289 code for a protein of 311 amino acids.